AUGUCCAAAGCAGCCUCCGCAGACCACUUGAAGGUGGACCCGGAUCUCCCCGUCAGCCCAGAGGGCGUCACUUACCACGUGAAGUGCAAAUCGGAUGAACUUGCCGACCGCAUCCUGCUCGUGGGCGACCCAGGGCGUGUGAAGGAUGUGGCGGAGUUCUUUGACGCCGGCAGUGUGCGCUUUCACAGCGAGAACCGUGAAAUCUACAUUUCCACCGGCACCUACCAGGGCACGCCCGUCUCCGUCGUGAGUACGGGGAUGGGGACGGACAACGUGGAGAUCGUCAUCAACGAGAUUUAUGUACUGAAGGAGUACGACUUUGUGCGCCGUGGGUGGCGCCCACGCGCAGGGGAUGCGCACGUACCACAGGGCGCACAGGUGUUUGACCCAUCCACCGUGAAACUUAUUCGCGUGGGGACAUGCGGCUCGCCGUUUCCGGAUAUGUCGCUUGGCGCCCUCGCCGUCACGCGCUACGUCAUCGGCAUGGAUAACACCUGCCUCCUGUACAAGGCCAAUGAGCAGGUCAAGAAGUCGAAGGAUCUACUGGAGGUGCAGCGUGUGGUGAAGGCGCGCACUGGCCUGGGUGGUAUUGACGUGUACACCACAAAGGCACACCCCGCCAUCACGAACGGCAUUGUGGCGGCCUGCAAGAGUUUCAACGAGCAUCUGUCGGCGGGAGCCAAGAAGCAGGAGUACGUUGUCGGCACCACUGCAACCGCCAGUGGAUUCUACGGCUGUCAGGGACGCGCCGUGGGCCGCUUCCGCGAGCACCUCCUGGUGCCCAAUUUGGUGGAGGAGCUUUCCAAGCUUGAGUUUGAUGUUACUGAGGGGAAAGAAAUCGUGGCCAACAUUGAGAUGGAGACAAGUGCCCUGUGUUCGCUCUCAAACAUGCUUGGGUACCAGGCGGGUUCGGUGUGCGUCGUUGUGGCCAAGCGCGCUGGUGCAGAGCAUCUUUUUGCAACGCACGAACAGGGGAAAGUGGCGCUUGCAAAUGCUAUCCGCAUUGCCCUGAACGCCAUUGUAGGUAUUCCGUAA
Molecule: messenger RNA, 1035 nt
Organism: Trypanosoma rangeli
Lineage: Eukaryota; Euglenozoa; Kinetoplastea; Trypanosomatida; Trypanosomatidae
Product: nucleoside phosphorylase
Exons: 1
Coding region: 1-1035 (344 amino acids)
Biological process (GO): uridine catabolic process
Cellular component (GO): cytosol
Molecular function (GO): uridine phosphorylase activity
Source: RefSeq, a predicted model, not a curated record